Messenger RNA from Loxodonta africana (African savanna elephant), 32269 nucleotides. RefSeq names its product nyctalopin (gene NYX). The coding region runs from base 17301 to 18707 and encodes 468 amino acids. Gene Ontology annotation, cellular component: extracellular matrix. NCBI's taxonomy places the organism in Eukaryota, Metazoa, Chordata, Mammalia, Proboscidea, Elephantidae. Gene Ontology annotation, molecular function: protein binding. The transcript has a single exon. The record is from RefSeq and is a predicted model, not a curated record.
AGGAGAAAUCACUAACUAGAGAGUAGACAAAUGUUAACUUUGGUGAAGGGAAAGACAACACACAAUAUAGGGGAAGUCAGCACAACUUGACUGAGGCAAAGUCAUAGAACCUUCCUAGACACAUCCAAACAGCUUGAGGGAUUGAGUUACUGGGGCUGAGGGCUGGGGACCAUGGUCUCAGGGGACAUCUAGGUUGACUGGUAUAACAUAGUCCGUAAAGACAAUGUUCUACAUCCUACUUUGGUGAGUAGCAUCUGGGGUCUUAAAAGCUUGAGAACGGUCAUCUAAGAUACAUCUACUUUUCCCAUCCUGUCCAGAGCAAAGGAGAAUGAAGAAAACCAAAGACACGAGGAAAAUAUUAGUCCAAAAGACUAAUAGACCACACGAACCACAGCCUCCACCAGCCUGAGCCCAGAACUAGAUGGUGCUUGGCUACCACCACCAAUGGCUAUGACAGGGAUCACAAUAGAGGGUCCCGGAUGAGCAGGAGAAAAAUGUAGAACUGCAGUGCGAUGGAUCAAUUUUGUGUAGUCUUCUAACUCCCACCCAAGUGAUUGGGUGGGACUGUGCAAAUAAGGUAAAUGUGGCCCUCCAAGGGGAUUGGUCAGUUUUGCCAUCCUGCUAGGCUUAAAAGAGAGCCAAUUCCAGAGCAGACAGAGGAUCUCACUACCACCAAGCAAGAAAAGCCAAUAGUGGAGAGUGUCCUUUGGACCUGGGAUGCCUGCGCCGAGAAGCUCCUGGAGUCAGGAGACUGAGAGAGAGAGCUGUAACACCAAAGAUGUUGAGGAGCAGUGGCAGAGAAAUGCUGGCAGGAGAGACGGGCAGGAGACGGCAUGAUGGGCUUCCCAGCCCGUGGAGUGAGAAUGCAGUUGAGGUCCUUGGGGAAGGAGGCUUGCUGGUGGAGUAGGGUGUCCCUGGGCACUUGGUGGAGCUAGGUUUGCUGACUCACGGAGCUAGAGCUGAGCACUUUCGGGCCAAGGCUUACUGGUGGAGUGGGGUGCCUCAGGGUACUUAUCAGCAGAGCUAAAAGAGAUUUGCAACACUUGCCUGAGCUGGGCAGAGGCCAAGGGCCAGAGAGAGGCCUGCCUGCGGGUAUGGCUGGGAAGAGGAUGUCCUGAUGGAAGAACUGUAUCCUGAGCCUUCCUGAACCUGAAUUGUAACCUGUUACUUCUCUAAUAAACCCCAUAAUCAUGAGUAUUGUCUGUGAGUUCUGUGUGGCCAUUGCAAUGAAUUAUCGAAGCCAAAAGAUUAGUAGAGAGUGCCAAGGGGCUGUGGGAGGGAUGGUUGGUGCCAGAAUUGAUAAAGAUGGUGGAGAGGGGAGACAUGUCUAACCUCUGCCUCAUAGGAAUCAGCCUUGGGCUGUUGAUCUUGAUCCUCCUUCCCCUUCCUGAAGUUAGAGGUGGUCAGACUGUGCCCCCACGCAUUUUUACACGAACAAACUUCAAAUUCACAAAAAAAGACCAGACUUACUGGUCUGACAGAGACUGGAGGAACUGUGAGACUGUAGCCCCCAGACACCCUGCUAACUCAGAACUGAAGCCACUCCCGAAAUCCACCUUUCAACCAAAGAUUAGACAAGUCUGUAAAACAAACAAUAACACAUGUUGAGGAACUUGCUUUUUAGUUCAAUCAAGUAUGUGAGACCAAAUGGGCAACAUCUGCCCAAAAGCAAAGACAACAAGGCAGGAAGGGAUAGGAAAACUGGAAAAAUGGACACGGAGAACCCCGGUUGGAAAGGGAGAGAGUGCUGACACAUUUCAGGCGUGCAAACAACGUCACAAAACAAUUUGAGUGUACAUUUUUGAAUGAGAAGUUAAUUUGCACUGUGAACUUUCACCUACAGUACACACACACACGCACACGCACACGAUGGCGCACACACACGAUGGAAUGCUCUGGAAAGCCCCAUGCGUGAACCCUGGAGCUAUGACAGAGGCUGGCUGAACAGAGGCCAGUCCUGCUGAAUUUCCCAUCUUCCCCUCCCUUCCUCAGACUGGGAGCCUUUUCAGAUUUCCGUAGGGAUCCUUCCCAAAAAUACCAGUGUGAGAACAGGAUUGCUAAGCAACUGCCAAUGAAUUUGACUUUCUCUUCUCACAAACUGUAAUCUGAAUUUUAAUUUGGUAAAUGUUUUGCUGCCUAAGGUAUUCCCAUGGAACUUAGCUCUGGACAGCCAAGGAGAUUUGUUUUUGGAACAGUUACUGCUGAUUCUGGGAGAGGCCAUUUUUUCAUUUGGAUUUGGAAAAAUCAGGGAUGUCCUAAAUAAUUUUUGAUUCAAUUUUGUGUAUAUCCUGUCAAUGAAUUUGAUUCUUUUUCUCUAUCAAAAUGAAGAGUUCGUGUAGUUUUUCAAGGGCAUUGGGAGGGGGCAGAAGGAGGGAGAUGGUUCUAGAAAGAUUAAGGGAACUUGUCUUAUUCAGGAUGUUUUUGGUAAGAAUUCUUGUUGCAAACAGGAGAACCCACUCUAGGCUGAUGAAGCAGAGAAGAAGCUUAUUUAAGGAUAUUAGGUGUUCACAGGCUUUCCAGUUGGAGGCCACACAGCCAGGAGCAAUGCCUAAAUUACAUAGAGGGGCAGCUCCAACAAAGACCCCAUGGCCACCCCCACUGGAGGGCAGACAUGGCAGUUCACAAAGAUCAUACUGGUUGCUGGGUGCCAGAAAUCCCAUGCUAGCCUGAAAGUCAGAUGCCUCUGCCAUCAUUCUUCUAGAAUAUUGUUUCGACAUGGCGCCUGCCUCUGAAUCUAUAAGUUUGUCUUGGGUGUGUCUGAUUGGCUAAGCUAGGUCACAUGCCUGGGCCCUAACUUGAAGGGAAACUGAGCUGGGAAAGAGAGUUACUGGCUUCUGUCUUGAGGAGGCAGGACUUAUAAUGUAGUUGCUUGCUGCAGAGUUGAUUCCGUCUCAUAGCGACCCUAUAGGACACGAUAGAACUAUAAUCUUUACGGGAGCAGAUUGCCAGGUCUUUUCUCUCUCAGAGUCACCGGGUGAGUUCAAACCACCAACGUUUCAGUUAGCAGCUGAGCGCUUAACCAUUGUGCCACCAGGCCUCCUUGUGCAGAAAACUCCCUAAACGUAGAAAGAGUGCUUGUAAGGUGCUGAAUAACCAGAAGAGGUGUCAACUGUCCACAACUUGUUUGAUUGGAAGGAACAGAAAUUCAUUCACUCACACAGAUGGUUUGAGUGGAUUUAAGAAGUAGAAACGGGAAAAUGUCACAGAAAGAGCUAUAGCAGGGCCUUAUGGAAACUAGAGGAGUCCAUGGGUAGUGCGAACAGUUAAGCACUGGACUACUAACCAGAAGGUUGGCAGUUUGAACCCACCAAGGGGUGCCUCAGAAGACUGGCAAUCUGCUUCCGAAAGGUCACAUUCUAGAAAACCCUGUGAAGUAGUUCUCUACACACAUGCGGUCGCAGUGAGUUGGGGUUGACUCCACAGCAACUAACGACAACAACAGGAGAACUAAGGAGCUGGCCAGCAGCUUCCCUCUCUCCCUGGUUUCCUGAUCUCUGCCCCUGCGAUUCUCCUGUCAGAUCUAUCCCUGUCUCUCACACUAGCUUCCUCACCUUGCCCUUGACUCCUGCUCCCCCGUGGCACUGACCUGCACAGUGGCUUCGGUAGAAACCCCAGCCCCAACUAUCCAGUCCUUUCGUUCAGGUGCUCAUAUGAUCUCACUGACAGUUUCUCAGUGCCAAUUCCAUUUUCAUGGAGAAGGAUGGAUGUCCAUGUGUUCAAAUGUUCACCCGCAGUCCAAGCAGCUGUGGCUGGGAGAAGGCAGCAAAGGCAUACACAGCUCUGAGUGAGGUGUUUGUUCUUAGAGGCAGUGGUUGGCAACAGCUGCUGUGGAACCAUGGAGAUGAAAGCCCUCAAAGAUCAGGAAGUACAAGUCCUUCAGUUUACGGUUAAAGAAACGGAAGCUCAGAAAGGCUAGGCGGACUGGGGUGGGAGAUAGUACAGCUCAGUGGAAAGACAAAGGUUAGUGUCAUUUAACCACCAUGAACCUGUUUCCUCUUUUGUGAGAAGGGGAGAAUGAUACUCAGCUGGCAGAGUUGUUGUAUUAAAUGAACUAUAAUGUAUGUAACAAGCUUAGCCCUCUGCAAACACUUAUUAAAAGUUGCCUGUUAUAAAAACAGAGCCCUGGUGGCGCAGUGGUUAAGUGUUUGGCUGCUAACUGAAAGGUCAGCAGUUCAAAUCAACCAGGCACUCCUUGGAAACCCUAGGGGGCAGUUCUACUCUGUCGGAAUCGACUCAACAGCAACUGUGUUGUAGAGGGUCGAUAUGAGUCGGCAUUGAUUUAAUGGCAACUGGUUUGGUUAUAAGAGCAACAGAAACAAUUUGUUUCAUUUGAGCAGCAUUAUACAUGCUCAUAUCAACCAGAUAACAUGUUACCCCAGUUUCUAAACUGUGUCCUGUAGAUAUUUGCUGUCAUUUGGGAAUAGUUCUUUUGCAGGCCUUGUUCUGUUGAGCGUCCCUGAACCACUUCCAGCAGCUUCUGUUCUAAAACUGUAUAUAAAUGUAUGUACUCUUUUGUGUCAAGUUUCUUUUGCUCAACAUAAUGUUUUUGUUGCUUGUGUCAGUAGUUCUUUUUUAUUGCCAAAUAGUAUUCCAUUGUAUGAUGAUAUUGUAAUUUCUUUACCUACUUUACUAUGGGUAAUUUCCAGCUUUUGUCUAUUAUGAAUAAGGCUGCGGUGAACAUUUUUGUACAAGUCUUUAUGUGGACAUUUUUAAAAAACUUCUCUUGGGUAAAUACCUAGGAGCUCUGUAGUUAAAGUGAUGGACUGCUGACCAGAAGGUCGGUAGUUUGAAACCACCAGUGGCUCUGAAGGAGAAAGACGUGGCAGUCUGCUUCUAUAGAGAUUUACAGCCUUGGAAACCCCAUGGGUCGCUUUGAGUUGGAAUCGACUCCACGGUAGCGGGUAAAAUACCUAGGAGUGGAAUUGCUGAGUCAUAGGGUAGACAUGAGUUUAGCUUUAAUAGAUACUUUAAAAUUUCCUAACGUUAUUGGACUAUUUUAUACUUCUACCAAGAAUGUAAGAGUAUCCAGUUGUUCUACAUCCUCACCAACAUUUGGAGUUGUCAGUCCUUUUUUAAUCUUAGCCCUUCUAGUGGGUGUCGGGAGUUCCUGGGUGGUACAAAUGGUUAACACGCUUAGCUGCUAACUGAAAGACUGAAGGUUUCAGUCCACACAGAGGCACCUUGGAAGAAAGGUCUAACAAUCUAUUUCGGAAAAAUCAGCCACUGAAAACCCUAUGGAGCAUAGCUUUGCUCUGACACAAAGGGGGUUGCCAUGAAUCAGAGUCGACUGACAGCAACUGAUUAGUGGGUGUGUAGUUAUAUCUCAUUGUGGUUUUAAUUUGCAUUUCACUAAUGGCUAACGAUGUUGAAAGCCAUCUUGUGUGCUUAAUGUCUAUUUGGGAAACCCUGGUGGCAUAGUGAUUAAGAGCUACAGCUGCUAACCAAAGGGUCAGCAGUUUGAAUCCACCAGGCGCUCUUUGGAAACUAUGGGGCAGUUCUACUCUGUUCUAUAGGGUCGCUAUGAGUUGAAAUUGACUCAACGGCAAUGGUACUAGUGCCCAUUUGUAUAUAUUCGUUUGUGUAGUGUCUGUUCAAGUCUCUUGCUUAUUUUUAUUUAGCUGUUUGUCUUCUUAUUGUUAAUUUGUAGGAGUUGUUUUAUUCUGUAUACAAGUCCUCUGUAAGAUACACACACACACAUAUGUUGUUAGGUGCCAUCAAGUUGGUUCCGACUCAUAGUGACUUGAUGUACAACAGAACAAAACACUGCCUGGUCCUACACCAUCCUCACAAUUGUUAUGCUUGAACCCAUUGUUGCAGCCACUGUGUCAGUCCAUUUCCUUGAGAGUCUUCCUCUUUUUCACCGACCCUCUACUUUACCAAGCAUGAUGUCCUUCUCCAGGAACUGUUCUCUACUGAUAACGUGUUCAAAGUAUGUGAGAAGAAAUUUUGCCAUCAUUGCUUCUAAGGAGCAUUCUGGCUAUUUGUUUUUCAACACUUUAUAGAUGUGUUUUGCAGCAAAUUUGCAGCAAAUUUGAUUUCUUGACUACUGCUUCCAUGGGCACUGAUUGUGGAUCCAAGUAAAAUGAAAUCCUUAACAACUUCAAUCUUUUCUCCAUCUAUCAUGACAUUGCUUAUUGGUCCAGUUGUGGGGAUUUUUGUUUUCUUUAAGUUGAGGUGCAAUCCAUACUGAAGGCUUUGAUCUUCAUCAGUAAGUGCUUCAAGUCCUCUUCACUUUCAGCAAGCAAGGUUGUGUCAUCUGCAUAACGCAGGUUGUUAAUAAGUCUUCCUCCAAUCCUGAUGCUCCGUUCUUCUUCAAAUAGUCCACCUUCUUGAAUUAUUUGCUCAGCAUACAGAUUGAAAAGGUAUGGUGAAAAAAUACAACCCUGGCGCACACCUUUCCUGACUUUAAACCAGUUAGCAUCCCCUUGUUCUGUCCGAACAACUGCCUCUUGAUAUUUGUAAAGGUUCCUCAUGAGCACAAUUAAGUGUUCUGGAAUUUCCAUUCUUUGCAAUGUUAUCCACAAUUUGUUAUGAUCCACACAGUUGAAUUCCUUUUCAUAGUCAAUAAAACACAGGUAAACAUUUUUCUGGUAUUCUCUGCUUUCAGCCAAGAUCCACCUGACAUCAGCAAUGAUAUCCCUCAUUUCACGUCCUCCUUGAACAAUUCAGCUUGAACUUCUGGCAGUUCCCUUUUGAUGUACUGCUGCAGCCAUUUUUGGAUUGUUUUCAGCAAAAUUUUACUUGUGUGUGAUAUUAAUGAUAUUGUUUGAUAAUUUUCACAUUCUGUUGGAUCACGUUUCUUUGGAAUGGGCACACAUAUGGAUCUUUCCAGUCAGUUGGCCAGGUAACUGUCUUUCAAAUUUCUUGACAUAGAUGAGUGAGCACCUCCAGUGCUGCAUCCUUUUGUUGAAACAUCUCAAUUGGUAUUCCGUCAAUUCCUGGAGCCUUAUAUUUUGCCAUUCCCUGCAGUGCAGAUUGGACUUCUUCCUUCAGUACCGUUGGUUCUUGAUCAUAUACUACCUCCUGAAGUGGUUGAACACCGACCAAUUCUUUUUGGUACAAUGUAUUCCUUCCAUCUUCUUUUGAUACUUCCUGCGUUGUUCAAUAUUUUCCCCCAUAGAAUCCUUCAGUAUUGCAACUCGAGGCUUGAUUUUUUUCUUCAGUUCUUUCAGCUUGAGAAAUGCUGAUGGUGUUCUUCCCUUUUGAUUUUCUAACUCCAGGUCUUUGCACGUUUUAUUAUAAUACUGUGUCUUCUCAAGCCUCCCGUUGAAAUCUUUCGUUCAGCUUUUUUACUUCAUCAUUUCUUCUGUUUGCUUUAGCUGCUCCAGAUUCAAGAGCAAGUCUGAGUCUCUUCUGACAUCCAUUUUGGCCUUUUCUUUCUUUCCUGUCAUGCUUUCUUCAUGUGUGAUGUCCUUGAUGUAAUUCCACAACUUGUCUGGUCUUUAGUCAUUAGUGUUCAAUGUGUCAAAUCUAUUCUUGAGAUGAUCUCUAAAUUCAGGUGGAAUAUACUCGAGGCCAUAUUUUGGCUCUUGGGGAAUUGUUCUAAUUUUCUUCACCUUCAGCUUGUACUUGCAUAUGAGCAAUCGAAGGUACGUUCCACAGUUGGCCCCUGGUUUGUUCUGACGAAAUUGAACUCCUCCAUCAUCUCUUUCCACAGAUAUAGUCAAUUUGAUUCCUGUAUAUUCCGUCUGGUGAGGUCCAUGUGUAUAGUUGUUGUUUAUGUUGUUGAAGAAAGGUAUUUGCAAUGAAAAAGUCAUUGGUCUUGCAAAAUUCUAUCAUGUGGCCUCCAGCGUCAUUUCUAUCACCAAGGCCAUAUUUUCCAACUACCGAUCCUUUGUUUCCAGCUUUCACAUUUCAAUCACCAGUAAUUAUCAAUGCAUCGUAAUUCAUGUUUGAUCAAUUUCAGACUGCAGAAGUUGGUAAAAAUCUUCAGUUUCCUCAUCUUUGGCAUUAGCGGUUGGUACGUAAAUUUGAAUAGCAGUCGUAUUAACUGGUCUUCCUUGUAGGUGUAUGGAUAUUAUCCUAUCACUGACAACAUUGUACUUCAGAAUAUAUCUUGAAAUGCUCUUUUUGACAAUGAAUGUGACACCAUUCUUCUUCAAUUUGUCAUUCCUGGCACAGUAGACCAUAUCACUGUCUCAUUCAAAAUGGCCAAUACCAGUCCAUUUCAGCUCACUUAUGCCUGAUAUAUCAAUCUUUUUGUGGUCCAUUUCAUUUUGGACAACUUCCAAUUUUCCUAAAUUCGUAUUUUAUACAUUUCAUGUUCCGAUUAUUAAUGGAUGUUUGCAGCUGUUUCUUCUCAUUUUGAAUCAUGCCACCUCAGCGAAUGAAGGUCUUGGAAGCUUGUCUCCAUCCACAUCAUUAAUGUUCACUCUAAUGUGAGGAGGCAGCCCUUCCUCAGUCAUAUUCUGAGUGCUUUCCAACCUGAGGAACAAUGUCCUACUGCUAUUCAUAAGGUUUUCACUGGCCAAUUUUUUUCAGAAGUAGACUGUCAGGUCCUUCUUCCUAGCCUAUCUUAGUCUGGAAGCUCUCUGAAACCUGUUCACCAUGGGUGACUAUGCUGGCAUUUGAAAUACUUGUGGCAUAGCUUCCAGCAUCACAGCAACGCUCAAGCCACCACAGUACGACAGACUGAAAGACGUGUGGGAUAUAUACAUGUAUAAACUGCAAGUAUUCCUUUCUUUGUGUCUUUUUUAAAAAAACUGCUUUUUUGAGGUAUAACUGACAUACAAUAAACUGAACAUAUUUAAAGUAUACACCUAUGAAACCAUCACCACAAUCAAGAUAAUGAAUGUAUACAUCACUCCCAAGAUUCUUCAUGUCCCUUUGUAAUCCUUCCCUUCUGUUGCCCUCCCCACCCAUUCCUAGGCAACCACUGAUCUUUCUGUCACUAUAGAUUAGUUUGCAUUUCCUAGAAUUUUAUGUAAGUGGAAUCAUAUAGUAUGUACUCUUUUUGUCUGAUUUCUUUCACUUAGCAUAAUUAUCUUGAGAUUCAUUUAUGUUGCAGGUAUCAAUAGUUCAUUCCUUUUCAUUGAGUAGUGUUCCAUUGUAUGCAUAUAUCACAAUUUGUCUACCCAUUCAACUCUUCAUGGAUCUUUGCAUAGUUUCCAGUUUGGGCCUCUUAUGAGUAAAGCUGCUACAAACAUUCAUGCUCAAGUCUUUGGAUGGACAAAUGCUUUUAUUUUCCUAGGUGUGAAAUGGCUGGAUAGUAAGAUAGGCAUAUGUUUAACUCUUUCAAGACCUAAUUAUUUUCUCCUUUGAAUUUUUUGUUGAUGCUAUGGUGUUUUGGAGCCCUGGUGGUGCAGUGGUUAAGAGCUAUGGCUGCUAAACAAAAGGUCGACAGUUCAAAUCCACCAGCUGCUCCUUGGAAACCCUAUGGGGCAGUUCUACUCUGCCCUAUAGGGUCACUAUGAGUUGGAAUCGACUCGAUGGCAGUGAGUUUGGUUUUGGUUUGGACUAUGUGUUUUCAUUAAUGAAGGCAUGCUGAUUAAAGGACAAAUUCAGAACUUUUGUUAUGAGUUAUGGAUUUUGAUACCUGUCACCUGGGGCCAUAUGUGUCCCAGUGGCCUCUGGACAACAUAAAUCCUGCCGAUAUGAGUCAAUGAUAAAAUCUUUUAUUUUUAUUUAUUUUAUUUCUCAAAAAUUUGCAAAACAUGAGAUAGACCAUGAAGGCACCUGACAAUGACUGCACAUACAUUUUGUUCCAGUCUCCUCCUUCUUAGCCUUUUAAUUAUUUUUCAUGAAACUUUUCAAAACACGGUACAAUGCAUUCUUCCUUACUGCAAAAAGUCAAUAAAUAAAUAAAGCCAAGGGAUUUUUUUUUUAAACCUCAGGAAUAUUACCACUGCAAUGCAUUCUUCAUUACUGCAAAAGCAGUACUUAGAGGCAAAAUAAAUAAAACUAAAGUAAUUUGAGUUUCAGGAAGAUUACCACUCCUAUGCAUUCUUCAUUAUAAUAAAAGCAGUAUUAACAGCUAAGAAGCAGAAACAGCUGCCCUGGAAUACUGCAGAACUGUUCACAUUGGUGCAGUCCACCUGCUACAUGUACAAGCAAUGAUUGGGCCCCAAGAUUGAGUGUAGGGUAAGAAUAACUUAUACGAGUUCCAGACUCUUGAAAAGUACCACUGCAAUGCAUUAUUCCUUAUUGAAAAGGCAUUAUUUACUGUUCAGAAGCUAGAAAAGAAGGGAGCCAGUAACACUUGGAAACAAUGAAUGACAUAAAGGAGAAAAUGGCCACUAUGACUGAACGAAGACUGGCAAUAGCUUAGUCUCACCAUAAGUACAUUCUCAAGAGAACAUAGUAAAAGGGAAACAUAGUGAGGAGGCUUAUCUCACAGAAAUGUAGGCAAACCUGUCAAAAUUUUAGAAAAAUCACACAUCUGGUAUCACCUAAGACAAUGCUCAUUCUACACAAAAAUGGGGCUCCCACUCAGGAUUUUUUAGUUUCACGCAUUUCAAAAGGCUCCCACCUUGAGGCUAACCAUGUUAAUAUCAGGCUACCCUUGUUCUAAAGAACUCCAGAGGCAUAAAAAGUGGGUGGGAUGCCGUAUGUCCCACAUGUCUUGAAAGCAUUAAAAGAAGCUACCAAAUUGUUUUCCAACAUGGUUGUACCAUUUUAUGUUCCUAUCAGCAGUGUACAAAGGCCCAGUUGUUCCACAUAUUCUCCAACACUUACUAUGGUCAGUCUUUUGCAUUUUAGCCAGUCUAAUUUUUUUUUUUAAUAGGUGGCUAUUUUAAUUUGUGGCUAUUUUUAUUUGCAUUUCCCUAACGUCUAAAGAUGUUGAGCAUCUUGUCAUGUGCUUAUCUGCCAUCUGUAUAUCUUCUUUGGUGAAGUAUUUCUUCACAUCUGUUAUUCAUUUUCUAAUUGGAUUGUUUGUUUCUCUAUUAUUGAGUUUUGAGAGUUCUUUAUAUAUUUUGGAUUAAAAAAAUCCAUUGCCGUUGAGUCGAUUUCGACUCAUAGCAACCCUAUAGGACAGAGUAGAACUGCCCCAUAGAGUUUCCAAGGAGUGCCUGGUGGAUUUGAACUGCUGACCUUUUGGGCAGCAUACAUAGCUCUUAACCACUACACCACCAGGGUUUCCAUAUUUUGGAUACAAGUCCUUUAUCAGACCUAUGAUUUACAAAUAUUUUCUCCCAGUUUGUGGCCUCUCCUUUCAUUUAUCUUAAUGGUGUCUUUCAAAAAAAAAGUUUUUAAAUUUUGAUGAUGUUCAGUUUAUCAUUUUUUCUUUUACAGUUAAUGCUGUUUUUUGGGGGUGGGGUACUGCCAUAGAAAUCUUUGCCUACCACAAAGGCCACAAAGAUAUUCUCCUAUGCUAUUUCCAAGACACUGUAUAAUUUUAGUUUUUACAUUUAUAUCUAAAAUAAUUUGUGUGUAUGGUUUCAAAAAAGGGUUGAAGUUCUUUUUAUCUUCCAUAUGGAUAUCCGGUUGUUCCAGUAACAAUGCUGAAGGAUUUUCCUUUCCCCCUUGAAUUACUUUGACACGAUCAUAAAAAAUCAAUUGACCUUAUAUUCAUGGAUCUAUUUCUGAACUCUCUAUUCUGUUCCACUGAUCCGUUUGCCUAUCCUUACACCAACGACAUACUAUUUUGAUCACUAUACCUUUAUAAUAAGUCUUGAAAUUAGGCAGUAUAAGUCCUCCAACUUUGUUCUUCAAAAUCAUUUUGGCUAUUCUAGGUCAUUUCCAUUUCUGGAAUCAGCUUGUCCAUUUUGACAGAAGGAAAGUCUAUUGGGAUUUCCACUGGGAUCAUACUGAAUUUAUAAAUCAAUUUGAAGAGAACAGUCAUCUAGCAAUAUUGAAUUUGUGAACAGUCUCUCCAUUUAUGUAAAUCUUUUAAGAUUUCUCUCAAAGAUGUUUUAUAGUCUGUAGUUCAUAUCUUUGGCUAAAUUUAUUCCUAAGUAUAUAUAUUUUUUAUUCUAUUGUAAAUUAUAUAGAUUUUUAAAUUUCAUUUUUCAAUUGUUUGUUGCUGGUAUAUAGAAACAGUACUGAUUUUUUUAUAUUGCCCUUGUCAACUAUGAUCUUGCAAAAUUUACUAAUUUGUUCUAGUAGUUUUUUUGUAGAUAACUUGGAAUAUUUUAUGUACACAAUCAUGUUGUCUGUGACUAAAGACAGUUUGAAUUCUCCCAUUCUAGUCUUUUAUUUCUUCUUCUAUUGCUAUGAGUGGGACAUCUGGGACACUGUUGAAUAGCAGUGGGGUGAGUGGGCAUCUUUGCCUUGUUCCCAAUCUUGGGUAAAAAUAUUUAAUAUUUCAUUACUAAUUAUAGCUGCGAGUUUUUUCAUGGAUGCCCUUUUCCAGAUUGAGGAAAUUCUCUUCUAUUCCUAGUAUGUCGAAAGUUUAUUAUUUGUAUUGUUAUGAGUGGUUGUUGAAAUUUGUCAGAUGCUUUUUUAUGCAUCAGUGGAAGAAUUAUAUAAUGUUUCUCCUUUAUUCAGUUUAUUACAUUGGUUGAUUUACAAUUGUUAAACUUAAUUUGCAUUCCCAGGAUAAAUCCCACUUGGUGAAUUUGACUUGCUAAUAUUUUGUGGAGAAAUUUUGUGUUCUCUAUGUUCGUAAGAGAUACUGGUUUGUAAUUUUCUUUUCUUGGAAUAUUCUUGCCAGGUUUUGAUAUCAGGAUUAUGAUGGCCUCAUAAAUCAAGCUGGUAAUUAUUCCCUUCUCCUCCAUUUUUCUGUAAAAUUCUUUAACAUAUUUAUAAUAAAACCUUGUUUGUUAAUUCCGAUGUCUGGACUGUGGUGUGCUUCUCUUACCUAUUUUUCCCUCUUGCUGCUUCUUUACAUGUCUAGUAUUAUUUGAUUGUAAAUAGAUAUUGUGGAUGGCAGUCGCAGAAACUCUGGAUUCUCUUAUCUUCCUUUGAAGAGUGUUGACUUUUGUUCUGGCAGGCAGUUAAAUUACUGGGAGAUCAACUUGAUAUGGGGACGACUUGGUUUUUGGCCUUGUAAGGGUAGGCCAAUUUCAGUUUUGCCUUUAGGCCAGGGAAGUAGUCUUUACUCUUAAGGUUUCAGUGGAAGAAGCUCCAGCCAUUUCACAAGGUCCUCUAACUAGGUGGAUCUUGAACUCUCCGCCUGUCUUCCAUCACUGGAAAACUGCUGAAAUCGCUGUACAGCUUUUGGCCUUCAGGUCUUGUUUUCCCCUUGGGCUCCUUGAAGUCGCUCUACAAUGUAUACUUCAUGACUCAACCACAUGUUUAAGGGUCUGUAUGCCAAUUUUGGGGUUCCUCCCUUGUGGCUCUCUCUUUUCCAUGUUAUCCCUCCUCACUUUCCAGCCACUGUGGCAGCUAUAAAGUCUAACCUCUAACUUGUCUGCCCAAUAAGACUGUGGCUUUCUGCUUGAGCUCUGCUCCCCAUGUGCUGUGUGGACUGAAAAAUGUCCUGAGAGGAAAAGCCAGUUAAAUGUUCCUCUUCUUUCAAAGGCUGUAUGCACUCUGGUUGCCUGUUUUGGUUGCUCUUCGGUACCUUCAAACAAACAAAAAAAGUUGUCCUGAGUUUACAGUAGCUAUUGGCAGGAAUGUUAGUCUGAUGCAAGCUACUGUACCAUUACUGCAAGAAGAACUCACCCAAAUACAUUAUUAUUUAAAGCAAUUGUUUUCUUUUUUUUUUAUGCUCCUGCUGUCAUGGUGCACUAAGCGUAUAUCUAGUCUUUAUACUGGGUAAGUUAAUACUGGAGUUUGGUUGUCUGUUCUGAGAAUUUACUUAACUGAAUUUAAAUUUCAUGAAAUAAUUCAGCAAAUUAGUUAUUGUUCUUAAUAACCAUCAAAGUUUCAGAGGCUGAAACUAGGUCUCUAACAGUGACAUCAUUUUUCAAAAAUUUUAUUGUACUUUAGGUGAAAGUUUACAGCGCAAAUUAGUUUCUCAUUCAAAAAUUUAUACACAAAUUGUUUUGUGACAUUGGUUACAAUCAGUGACAGCAGCUUGAGUGUUUUUAUUAUUUUUUUUUAUAAACUUUAAUCUAUUUUUCGAAAUAGGUAAUACAUGCACAUGGUUCAAAAUUUAAGAAGUGAAAAAGGAUAUACAACAAAAAGCUUCCUUCCCACUUGCUUGCUUGUGUUUUUAAAAAAUUGGCAGCUACAUUUUUUGAUCUCUUGCAGCAUACAAACAAAUUGGUUGUAUCCUGCCUGUCACAAUUCAAUGAAGUCCUUGGCAAAGCGUUUUCAAAAUAAAGGACAUCCUCCAGCAGGAAUUGUCACAGAGGAAAGCAUCGAUUCCAUUAAUUCAGCAAACAUUUAUUGAGCUACACAGUGUGCCUGGAACAAUGUUAGCUAUCAUGGGGUAUAAACAUGAGUCAUACGGUUGAUAGUGCACUUUUCUUAAUUAGAAAGGAGAAGAAAGUAGAAUGAAGGACUAUUUGUCAGGCAAUCUGAUGCCUUCUACUUAACCUAGUUGGAAGAGUUGGUGGAGGUUUGGUCUCUGCCCAGAUGAAGCCUGGAGUUAAGGUUACAUUCUUGGCCUUGUCUCUCUAACAGAAUGUGUCUCCAACCCAGCAGUGGCCCUGUUCACAGCCAAGCUCAGCACCUGCCCAAGAACUUUGCUGGAAGUUUGGUCUCUAUCUCACAGUUUUUAGGGGGAAGAAAAAACUAAGCCGAGCCUUCUCAACAUCAGAACGUCGAACUAGUGACAGCUGACAACUGAAGGGGUGUUCAAAGUUCUGAGGGUUCCCAAGCCAAGUCUGAAAGGGCUGAAUCCCUCUCCCAGCAGCUGAGAAAACAUGGAGUGUCCACAAGAAAUGAACCGAAAAGACACUGGAAGCUGAGCAAACCUACUGAGGCAGCAACAAGUGUAUUUUACACACUCCUUGCAUGGCAAAACUUCAGGUUCCCACAGGGGCUUGGUGAAGCCAGGCAGGCCCAGUGGGAAGGACUGAAUGGUAGGCCAGGUGUGUUUGCUAGGAAUUUGAGAGUACUGAUGGGGAGAGGUAUAACCAGAAUGCUCCUUAAAAGUGAGGAUGGCAACACUUCAACUUGCUUAUUUUGGGCAUGUCAUUAGGAAAGACCAGUCUCUAGAAAAGGACAUCAUAGUUGGUAAAAUAGUUCUUGUUAAUUGACAUCGAGUUGAUUCCAACUCAUGGUGACCCCGUGUGUACAGACUAGAACUGCUCCAUAGGAUUUUCAAGGCUGUGACCUUUCAGAAGCAUAUUGCCAGGCCUGUCUCCUGAGGUGCCUCUGGGUGGGUUUGAACCACCAACUUUUUGGCUAGGAGUCAAGCGCUCAACCAUUUGUGCCAUCCAGGGAUCCUUGGUAAAGUAGAGGGUCAGCAAAAACAUGGGAAACCCUCAAUGAGAUGGAUUGACACAAUAGCCACAAUAAUGGACUCAAACAUACCAAGGAUCCUGAAGGUGGUACAAGACUGGGGAAUGUUUUGUUCUGUUAUAUAUGAGGUCGCCAUGAGCCAGAGGUGACUCGAGGGCAACUAACAACAAUGAUGGGGAGAGGUAGAAAUUAUGAAUCAGUGGGCAGUUUUAUGCCUGGAUACCCUUUGUUCCUCUGCAGGAAUUUCACAUUAAGCACAUUCCACCUGCGAGCUGCUGCUGGCCAGAAAAUACAAACUGUGCAUCCCCUACGGUGCCUUUUCCAGUGGUCCUUGAGACUGUUUGGGUUUGGGGUCUCUGGCUUCCAUAGUGCAGCAGGCCAUGCCAUUCAGCUUUCCUGUGGUGGCAAGCCUGCUUAUUGGAGGGCUUCUGAAGUCUUUAUCUGAUCCUCCAUUCAAAUGCUCAGAACAAAAGUAAUUGAUAAGCACCAGGAAACCCUGGUGAUGUAGUGGUUAAGUGCUGUGGCUGCUAACCAAAAGGUCAGCAGUUCAAGUCUACCAGGUGCUCCUUGGAAACUAUGGGACAGUUCUACUCUGUCCUAUAGGGUUGCUAUGAGUCGGAAUCGACUCGACAGCAACGGGUUUGGUUUUGGUUUUCUUUCCCGUGAUGAUGUAAAAAAGUUUCUAAAGAGCAAGGACUGGUGAAUGGAAAUUAAUUGUACAGCAGUGUCCACGAGGAUUCUUUUGAGAUGUAUGAGAAGGUCAUUAAUAAAUUUAUUUAGUAUGCUGUCCUUAUGGUUUAAUUUUAGUGACUGUUAAAGAAACAAAAACAUAAGUUUAUUCUCAGCCUUCUGCUCCCUAAUUCUCUCUUUCCGUGAUGGCUGUAUUUCCACAGUGGGGGUUUUCAGAAAUUUAAUUCUUAUGGUGGGAGGGCCUUGAGCAGCUCUGGCCAAUAGAAGUAUAAUGUGAACCACAUUUAAAUAUUCUAGUAGCCACAUUUUUAAAAAUAAACAAGUGAUAUUAACUUUAAUAAUUUAUUUAAGACAAUAAGUAUAUCCAAAAUAUAAUUUCAACAUGUAAGCCAUAUAAAAAAUUAAUGACAGUUUUUUUUUUUGGUACUAAGUCUUUGAAAUCUGGUGUGUAUUUUACACUUACCAACCCAAACCUGUUGCUAUCAAGUAGAUUCCCGCUCAUGGCAACCCCACAUGUGUCAGAGUACACCUGUGCUCUAUAGGGUUUUCAACUGCUGAUUUGUCAGAAGUAGAUCUAGAUCACCAGGCCUUUCUCCUGAGGUGUCUCUGGGUAGACUCCAACCUCCAGCCUUUCCGUUAGCAGCCAAGGGCAGUAACCAUUUACACCAAAGCACAUCUCCAUGUGAACCAACCACAGUUCAAAUAGCCAAUAGCCACACGCGGUUAGUGGCUACCGUAUAGGACAGCACAGGACUAGAAUGUAGGCCACAGUGAUGCCCUCAAGGUCCCCCUACCCAGGCAAACAACAAGCCCUGUGCCUCAUUCCAAGAGUCCCUGUGGUGCAAAUGGUUAAGUGCUGGAUUACUAACCAAAGGGUUGGCGGUUCAAAUCCACCCAGAGGCACCUAGGUAGUAGGGCCCGAGGAUCUGCUUCUGAAAGGUCACAGCCUUAAGAACCCCAUAAAGCACGGUUCUGCUCUGCAUGCUUUGGGUUGUCUGAGUAGGAAUCCACUGGACAGCAACUAACAACAAGAAGUGAUGAUACAGGCAGGAGGGAGUUUAGAAUGGAAAUCAGAUGCCCGGAUUAGCUCUGGGUUUUGUCGAUUAAGAUAUCUGGAAUGCAAAGGGGAGGGUGUUUUAGGUGGGGAAACCUGUGUAAGGCCUAGUAGGUUGGAAGAGGCCAUUUGGAAAACGUGUGGCCUUGCAGGAGGUAAGAGAACAGUUAAGGGAGGAGAAGGCAAGGCGUGGUGGGGGCACUGGGCGGAAGGCCGUGCAUCCAGCCACGUGGUAAGGUAAGAUUUUACCUAGGGCUACCUUUCAGCUAACUGUUGCUCUGUUUUUGUGUUUUCUCCUCUGCCCCCUGCCCACUCUCCAGCGAUGGUGCUGGGCCUGCCCGGCGCCUGGGCCACGGAAGCCUGCGUGCGCACCUGCCCUACCGCCUGUGUCUGCAGCAGCUCUGAGCGCGGCUGCUCGGUGCGUUGUGACCGCGCGGGCCUCCUGCGUGUGCCGGCCGAGUUCCCGUGCGAGGCGGCUUCCAUUGACCUGGACCGCAACGGCUUGCGCUUCCUGGGCGAGCGGGCCUUCGGCACGUUGCCAUCGCUGCGCCGCCUGUCGUUGCGCCACAACAACCUGUCGUUCAUCACGCCCGGUGCCUUUAAGGGCCUGUCGGGUCUGGCUGAGCUGCGCCUGGCGCACAACGGCGACCUUCGCUACUUGCACGCGCGCACCUUCGCCGCGCUUGGUCGCUUGCGCCGCCUCGACCUGGCCUCCUGCCGCCUCUUCAGCGUGCCUGAGCGCCUCCUAGCCGAGCUGCCCGCCCUGCGGGAGCUCGCCGCCUUCGACAACCUGUUCCGCCGCGUGCCCGGGGCCCUGCGCGGCCUGGCUAACCUAACGCACGUGCACCUGGAGCGCGGCCGGAUCGAAGCAGUGGCCUCCAGCUCACUGCAGGGCCUGCGGUGUCUGCGCUCGCUCAGCCUGCAGGCCAACCAUGUCCGCACCGUGCAAGCCGGCGCCUUCCGUGACUGCAGCGCCCUGGAGCACCUGCUGCUCAAUGACAAUCUGCUGGCCGGGCUGCCCGCCGACGCCUUCCGAGGCUUGUGCCGCCUGCGCACGCUUAACCUGGGCGGCAAUGCUCUGGGCCGAGUGGAACGCACCUGGUUCGCAGACCUGGCAGAGCUGGAGCUGCUUUACCUGGACCGCAACAGCAUCGCCUUCGUGGAGGAGGGCUCCUUCCAGAACCUCUCGGGCCUUCUGGCGCUGCACCUCAACAGCAACCGCCUCACUGUGCUAGCUUGGGCCGCCUUCCAGCCCGGCUUCUUCCUGGGCCACCUAUUCCUCUUCCGAAACCCGUGGCGCUGUGACUGCCGCCUGGAGUGGCUGCGGGACUGGAUGGAGAGCUCUGGGCACGUGGCCGACAUGCUGUGCACCUCCCCGGGCUCCGUGGCUGGCCUGGACCUCAGCGAGGUGGCCUUUGGGCACUCCUCUGACGGCCUCUGUGUGGACCCGAAGGAGCUGAACCUCACUGCAACCAGUCCAGGCCCAUCCCCAGAGCCAGCAGCUACCACUGUGAGCAGGUUCAGCAGCCUCCUCUCCAAGCUGCUGGCCCCUAGGGCCCCGGUGGAGGAGGUGGCCAACACCACUGAGGUGCUGGCCAACACCUCAUUGUCCAGCAGCCUUCCCUCCCAUGGGGUGGGAUGCUGGGGCUGCAAGACCACAAUUCUACUUAUCUCUUAUCUUCUGUGCAAUGUGGUCCAGCAUGUGGUGUUUGGCCUGCAUAUGGACUGAUCCUGACACACUGGAGUGGCCCAAACUGCCUUGGCCAGCAAAAGAAAGUUUGGUUAACUGGGCUUGGGGGAGGGUGCUUAGAGAGGGAGGGACAGGAUGGCUGCAGGUCAUGAGGAUGCCAGUUGAGGGUGGAAGGAACAGUUUGCCUCCAGAGCUGGCCCUAGGAAGAGGAGAACCCUGGGAAAUGCCACAUGGGGGAGGAGGGAGGCUGUGGAUUUUUGGCCUUGUCAUAUGGGCAUCAGUUGGAAACGAGAAGCAAGAGUGAACAUGGAAGGCUAGGAACUGGAAUCUCCUAGGGGUGCAAAAUCCCUUUCCCCCCAUCUCCAGGCAACAGUGCCUGCAAUGCCUGACUUACAGUCGGUCCAUUGGCUAAGUACUAAGGACUGUGCCAUUUCUCCUGGCAGGGUAACCCAUUAAGACCACAAUCCUCCUCCCCCUCCCCCAGGGGCCUGGGGACAUUGGGGUCCAGGAAGGUGGACCAGGCAUGAGAGAAGGGGGAUGGUAGCAGGCCUUAGAGCAAGAGGGUGGUUCCUGGGGUCUGAGAUGUGUUAAGAGACAUUGUGGUUGUGGAAGCUAAAGCCAACAUGGAGUCCCUUACGCCAUGCUGGAAAAGCGUGGCUACUACCUGGUUUCACAGGGCAAAAAUUAAAGAUGAUAAGUAACCUAACUUUUAGAAAUAGUAAUUAGCUUGUUUCUGUAGAUUUAUGCAUAAUCGACAGUUCCUCCUUUUUAACUCCUGCAUUUCAGACAAGCAGAUGCCUUGUUAUCUGCCUCUGCUCAGCAGGCACAGACCACAUCCUUAUCCGCCCCCCUCCCCCCAACUGCAACAUUUGUCUUCUUAAGCAAACUGACAUUUCAGAGAAGAAAGGAAGUUGAAGGGCAUUUUAAUGGAUCUCUGAAAAAAUGGCUAAAACCGCCAGGACUUCUCGAACUCUUUUUGUUUCCCUCUGACUGUUAUUAACCCCAGUGCUGCCACAUUUCUUUGGAACACAUGGUUUAGGCUGUGUGUUCCCUGAUCUGACAAUAAAUCUCUAGUAUAGUUUUUAACUUUGCUUCAAUUCUCAGAAAUUCUUUUACAUUUCUGGUGUCAGAGACAUGGGAUUCCCUAGGUAGCCUCUGCAAUCACAAGAUUAAUUGCUGGUUUCGAGCUUUGGUACCAAGCUAAGCUGACUGAGCUCCUUUGUCUCUGCUUUAUUUCAGGAUUACUCAGGUAAAAAUAAAAAACAAGAAACCUCUUGGAAUCUUGGCUCCAUGCCUUGCAUAAUAGCUCUCCUGAGAUUUAUUUUUUGAUCUGUAUUUUGAAUUGUCAACUUUGGAACUGCUGUCCUGAUGGAUAGUGUGAACUCCAAUAUUUAUUGUGAGUUUGGUGAAUCAUAGUGCUUAGGACUGUCUUAGUGUGGGGUAUGCUGAAUCCAAGAAAGCAGCUGAUUUUCCUCUGGCUCACUGCAUGGCCAAGAACUAUGGAUGUAGGUGUUGUUUGUAUUUGGAUUUUUGUUUGAGCUCCUUAACAACAGUUCGUUAAAUCAGUGACCACUUUAGGGUACUUUCCAACUGGAAAGAUUAGUAUAUUUAAGGUCUAAAAUAAGAGACUAGGUCUCUAGCCAGCAGAAUGAAUUAGGUUCAGAAAGAAUGAAACUAGGUUUCAUAUGGUUGUGACAAAGGAAUCCCAGAGUCUUUAAGCCACAAAAAUAUGUGGGCAUGGGUCAAGCAUCUUACAUGCCCUUACAGCACUUGUGCCACUGACAGAAAGACACCCAUGAAAGGAUAAGCUGGGACAUGAGGUGGAACAGAGCUCUAGGCUGCCCAGCAAUUGCAAGGAAACUCUCAUGCAACAGAAGCACACUGUGAAACAAAACAGUGACCAAACCCCGUUGCAGACUCUCUGCUAGGAAUUUUAUUUGGCUCUGGGAAUUCAAAGUUUCAACCUAAGAGAAUAAGAUUCUUAACAUCCUUGAUAAAUGAACCUGGAUUUCUCCCCUACCAGGAUGCUGGUUUGGGUUUCAUGUUCAAAAACACUAUAAGCUGAAUAUACUUGAAGUAAUUUGAAAUCUCAGUGAUCACUUUGGAAAAAUGAGUUCCCAUUUGCAUUGUCCUUUUCAGAGAGCUUUUGUUUAAUGCUCAGUUUUAGUCUAAAGGUCUGAAUAAAAUUCUUCCAUCUGAGACUCUGGCAUGUUAACGAGUUUGUCUAGGACCUGUUUUUCUAUUGAACUGAGUCAAUCUCAUCCAAGAAUUGCUGUAUACAUUUUAAGAAACGGUUUCUCCAUAUUUUUGUCUUGUGUUGAGUAUAAGCCUGGGUUUUGAGCUGGCCUCACAGACUGCUGAAUUUAGGUAAUAUUUCUGUCUCAUUUUGUGUCUGAGUUUUUGUCUUGUCUCUGGAAGCUGUGACUGACAGUUGCUUGGUUUUUCUCUUCUUUUUUUCUCAUGAGGCAGUCUUUUAAAACUUAGUUUUUUUUUUCUCUUCCAAGAAAAACUGCUUCUUGAGCCUGUCUUAUCAGUUGGGCUUUCAGGAGGUACACUGAAAAAAUUUGAUACAAAUUGGUCUAUUUGAAAGGUGCACUGAAAAGGAGGGAUUGUUUAUUUUGAUUGGUAUAACAAGGCCUUAAAACGGACAACUUAUUCUAAAUUGUUUCCUUAAAGGAUCCUUUAAAAUAUGCAAAAGAGAGGGCUAUGAAAAUGUAAUAAUUUCCUACCUCUGGAUGAGAUGGUAUUAUUAAAUUACAUUAUAGUAUUCCUUCAAAGAAAUUACUCUGAUCAGUUUAAUGAUAAAUAAGUGCUUACAUAAGUCAAAUAGUCCUAAUAUUCCCAGAAAUUAAUGAAAAUGAAUCCAUUUAACAGAGGUUUUUAUGUUUAUGUCGACUUUGAAAACAAAACCUCUCUAAGUAACUUAAGCUAGAUAUUAUAUGAAAUGUGUUUUAUUUAUGGAAAAGGAGUAGUUUUUAUUAAUUCCAGAAUGAGAAGAAAGAAGACUAGACUGCUUACCAAGAGAAUAAUAAAAAUUAGAUGGAAAAGAAUUUAGUUAUCUUUCAAAAUACAUAGGCCAAAUUAAAUUUAAUGUAAAUGAAUUGAUAUUAACUGAUUCUUUCUUGAAAGGAGCCUCUGAGAUGCUCACUACUCCAGAGAAAGCUUUGAAAAGACCCCUCCCAACCAGGCAAAAACCUUUUAAAGACAAAACAAAAUAGGAUAAAUAAUGUGGACAUUAAUGAAGCCUAAAAUAAGAAAAAUGCUACCUUAAUACAGUUACCGGAAAUUGGGUGGAUCCCCAACAUAAAAAACCUGUGGACAAAUCUAAGGUUAGAUUGAGAAAAUAUAAGAAAUGGUAAGGGUUUGAAUGGAAAUAUAGACUAUUUAGACAAACUUUACUUCAACAGUAAUUAUGUUUUGUAAUAUAUAGGGUUAAAUUAAUUUCUAAGAUUUUUUGGUAACUUACUGAUGUUUAUAGGCUCUUACUUUUUAUGCCUCAGAGAAAGGAUAUAUAUAUAUACCAAACCCAUUUCCAUCAAGUCAAUUCUGACCCAUAGUGAUCCUAUAGGACUGGAUAGAAUUAUUCCAUAGGGUUUUCAAGGAGCAGCUGGUGGAUUUGAACUACCGACCUUUUGGUUAGCAGCUGAGUUCUUAACCACUGCAUCACCAGGUCUCCAUAUACAAACAUACAUAUACGUAUAUAUAUAUAUAUGUAUGUAUAUACAUGGUGGCACAGUGGUUAAGAGUUAUGGUUGCUAACAAAAAGAUUGGAAGUUUGAAUCAACCAGCCACUCCUUGGAAAUCUUGUGGGUCAGUUCUAAAAAUGCCCUAAAGGGUCACUAUGAGUUGGAAUUGACUCGACGGCCAUGGGUUUGGUUUUGGGGUUCUAUAAAAGGUCUAUUAAAAUGGAAUUUAUUUGAUAUUGUCAGACUUCUUAUUUGCUGCUGGUAAAAGUUUAAUGGGUUAAUUUAUGAGAAUUUUUAAGAGGUUUAAUGUCAAAUAGCAUAUAUAUAAAGCAAAGAAUUGGGUUUCUCACUGUUAACAAAAUUUUCUUUGAUUAUUGGAUCGAAGAGUUAAUUUUAUUGUUUGUGCAAUCUGCCCUGAAAGCAAGGGUUCAACAGGAUAAAUUCCUGAGUUGAAAAUCAAGCUGCAUGGCUUUGGAAAAAGCUAAGGUUUUUACCUUUAAGGUCUUUGGUUAAAUAACUCAAGUAUUGUUUCUCAGUGACUAUGAUUAACUCAUAACAACUUUGAAACUUCAUGGAAAGCCACAAAAGAUUUGUGUGUGUUUCAUAAAGAGAAAACUGCUAAAAACAGUUUUAUUUAAUUUGUUAUGAGUUACAUGAAACAUGUCAAAUCAAGAGAAAGCCCAAAAUUUCUUUGAGUUAAAAUUUAUGUCAGUGAUGUUUGCAUGAUAUUAGAUGACAAGCACAUAAAUAUUAUUAUUUCAAUUGCUAACUUGUUCACAACUUAGUUUCCUUUGAAUCUAUUGUCAUCAAAACCAAUGGCUUUAACUGGGGAAUUCACAUAGUUUAUCCAUGGAGUUUUUAUUACUAUUCAGAUGUUUAGAGACUUGAUAAUCUUGGUAUAUUCUCAUUGUGUCUUGACUAUUUAGUAUAGUGUCUCAAAAUUAUUUUGUGUUCUAUUUGAAGCUCUUUGAAAAUAAGGUUAAUCAUUAUGUUUAGAGAUGUUUCGGUCUAAAGUUUUUUUUAAUUGACUUUAUUUGGCUUUGCAUUACUUUUGCAGUUAAUUUCUAUCAGGUGUUUCACUUUCAAGAAUUAUUAUUAUUAUUAUAAGUUUACCAUGGCCAUUUUUAAGUUUGUCAUCUGCAAAUAAGUUUUACUUUGCUGACUCACUGAAAACGCUUGACCAAAGUAUUUCAACAAAAAUGGACUAUAUCAGACUUAUGAAAAGGACUGUAUUUCUAACAUGGAUACUAUUGGACUGAAUCAAGAUUUCUAGAACUCUUAUGUAGAAAUUGAUGAAGUGUUCAGACUGCUGCUGAUCCAGAAUUGCAUGGAACCAAAAACUAACUACAUAGGACUGAGCAGACUAAAGGAUUACUAGGGGCUUUAUAUAAGAAUAUUGCUGACGUUCAAUGUUACAUUUUCUAGAUAUAAGAAACCAUUUUUUCCUUUCCCUCUUUUAAUGUAAGAAUCAGCUAUUUCAGUAACUAAUAACACUAUGCUGGCUAUGGAAUAUCCUAUGAUAAGAGUUUUUCUCUUCUCUUGAUACUUGCUAUUUGACUAGCCCAAAGGGCACAUCUUGGUUAUGUGACCGUAAUCUUUGGACUUGGCUCCCACCUGGAUAGAUUAACAGAUGUACUAUAGGAUUGAGUUGGACCCAAGUUCGAAUAUUGGCUGACUUACCUCUUCUAGCUGAUGUUCUACUUUUAAGAACUCAUUAAUCCAGAUCUGUAUUUCAAUGAGAUCAUCAUUUUGCUUCUAUUUUUGUACCUCAAAUAGGGUUAGAAGAUGUUACGGCACAUGUCAAAGUUCCAACUAAAUAUAUUCAGGAGGUUUUAAAUAAUUCCACCCAUGGACUCUAAGAAAUAAAUGCCAAAGUGACUAUGAUGAGAAGAGUAGUUCUCCAAAACGGAAUGGCUCUUAGCAUUCUCACGGCUGCUCAGGGAGGCAACUGUGCUAUUGUUAGAGCUGAUUGUUGUGUUUAUAUUCCUGAUAGUAGUGCUAAUAUCACUCACUGUGUUUCCCAUCUGCAACAACGUGUCAAAUCUCAAUAAUCUUGUUCUCUCUUUGACUGAUAUUUUAAACAAUUGGUUUAGUUCUUGGGGUGGAUAGUGGAAGAAAAUAUUAAUUUUCCUUGGCUUCUUUCUAUUCAUCUUUGUAUCUAUUUUAUAAAUAUAAAAUGUUGUUUUUUGCUAAUCAAAUAUUGUAUUUCUAAAUCUACUCACUCUGCAGAAGAACUGAUGUUAAUCACUUGUGCUUUUCGGCAAGGAAAUAAUGUGUAACUUUUUGCCCUUUGGUAUACAGGUAUUGGCUAAUGUUCUUCAGGCUGGCUAAGGAGUUUCUCAAAUUUGGCCUAAAACUUCUACUAAUAAAACUCCAAAAUGACUCACCCUGAAGAGGAGGCCUGAUAGCAUGGCAAGGUGAAGAAAAUAAACACGAGGUAAUAUGACACUGAAAUAAGGUAAAUGAUGGAGUGAUCAACAACAAGAAGUAAAAGUUCUAGCAGAAGAAAGGUUACUCCACUUUUAGGUCAUCAGUGCCUUCUAGUGGAGGCUGGAUCAAAAAGGGGAAAAUGUGGCUGUGGAAGCUAAAAUCAACAUGGAGUCCCUUAUGCCAUGCUGGAAGAGCAUGGCUACUACCUGGUUUUGUAGGACAAAAGUUUAAGAUGAUAAGUAACCUUUUAGAAAUAGUAAUUAACUUGUUUCUGUAGAUUUAUGUAUAAUCAACAGUUCCUUGUCUUCAACUCCUGCAUUCCUAACAGACAGACUCCUGGUUAUCUGCCUCUGCUCAGCAUGCAUGGACCCCCAACCCCCUCCUGAAAACUGCAACAUCUAUCUUCUUAAGCAAACUAAAGUUUCAAAGAAAGGAAUUUGAAGGACAUUUUAAUGAACCUCUGAAAAACCUGCUAAAACUGCCCCAGACUUCUGUUUGUUUCCCUCUGACUAUAUUAACCCUGAUGCUGCCACAUUUCUUUGGAACACUUGGUUUAGCUGUGUGUUCCCCAAUCCAUGAAUUGUUGAUCAAAUAAUAAAUCUCUAGUAUUGUUUUCAACUUUGUUUGAGUUCUCAGAAAUUUUUUUACAGCAUUAAAACAAAGAUCAAUUUAAUUUACUCCGUAGUUAUUCCCAGAGAUGGCCUUGGCCACAAAGGAACUUUAGGGCAGGCUAGGAAAAAAGAGGGGGUCUGAGGACAAAUAAGUUUGUAAAAUCCUAAGAUAAAAAAAAAAAAAGAGGUUAAGCAGGUUUCUCUACUAUAGAAUUUUUCAGAGCAUUUCAUAUGCUGACAAUAUCGUGCAUCUCCAAGGAGGCCAUAAAAACCUCCGUUCUUUGCUUUAGGUGAAGGGAAGGACAAUACUCAAUACAUGGAAGGUCAGCUCAACUGGACUGGACCAAAAGCAAAGAAGUUUCCAGGAUAAACUGAAUGCUUCAAAGGUCAGCAGAGCAAGGGCGGGGGUUUGGGGACCAUGGUUUAAGGGGGCUUCUAAGUCAAUUGGCAAAAUAAUUUUAUUAUGAAAACAUUCUGCAUCCCACUUCGAAAUGUGGCAUCUGGGGUCUUAAAUGCCAACAAGUGGCCAUCUAAGAUGCAUCAAUUGGUCUCAACCCACCUGGAUCAAAGGAGAAUGAAGAACACCAAGCUCACACAAUAACUAAGAGCCCAAGAGACAGAAAGGGCCACAUGAACCAGAGACCUACAUCAUCCUGAGACCAGAACUAGAUGGUGCCCGGCCACAACCGAUGACUGCCCUGACAGCGAGCACAACAGAGAACUUCUGAGGGAGCAGGAGAUCAGUGGGAUGCAGACCCCAAAUUCUCAUAAAAAGACCAGACUUAAUGGUCUGACUGAGACUAGAGGAAUCCCGGCGGUCAUGGUCCCCAAACCUUCUGUUGGCCCAGGACAGGAACCAUUCCUGAAGACAACUCAUCAGACAUGAAAGGGACUAGACAGUGGGUAGGAGAGAGAUGCUGAUGAAGAGUGAGCUAUUUAUAUCAGGUGGACACUUGAGACUGUGUUGGCAUCUCCUGUCUGGAGGAGGGAUGGGAGGAUAGAGAGAGUUGGAAGCUGGCAAAAUUGUCACGAAAGGAGAGACUGGAAGGGCUGACUCAUUAGGGGAAGAGCAAGUGGGAGUAAGGAGUAAGGUGUAUAUAAACUUAUAUGUGACAGUCUGACUUGAUUUGUAAAUGUUCACUUGAAGCUCAAUAAAAGUUAUUAAAAAAAAAAAAAAACCUCCGUUCUUAACGUUUUGUGGGAAGUAUCCAGAGGACACAGAGAUGCUACGUUAGGGAGACUAGAUGUCUCCCUAGGUGUGUAUCCCCAAGAGGGAAGGAAACAGCCAGUAACUGGGCAGGGGCUGAGAGAUUCCCCAGGGUGGGAGUUGGCGUGGGAUGCUCCCAGGCCUGACUGCCAGAGCCAGGGCAAACCAGUACCUGGAGCAAGUGUGCAUGGCCUCUGGCUGGGCUAUGUCAGAUGGCAGGGCUGCCAGAUCCCACCCCAGGGGCCCUAACAAGCCCUCCUUUCUCAGAGUUGCAGUGGAAAUGAGGGAGCUGGACUGUGCUGUCGACCUCAGGACUAGCAGCAUUUUCAGCCCAGUUACUGGCUGCAGUGGCAGCCUUUGCAGGCUGUGUCCUCCCCUGCCUGCCUCUAUAAUUAGCUGCAGAACCACCGUGAGUGGGACACAGCAGGCCCACAUUCAUAAUGGACCAUGAGUGCCAUAUGUCUGCUAACUUCAUGCUCAAGCUGUUCUCUAUACCGUGUGCAAUGAUGACUACGUUUGUCAACAUUCUAGAAAGCUGUAAUCUUCUUAAUGUUCCCAGUUCCUCUCUGUAUUUGAAGAGGUGGUUCUUCAAAGCCCACAUGGAUUCAGGGAGCUGGGGACAGUAUUUCUCCUGUGUCUCUAGGUUUAGUAUUAAAAAUGUUGCAGAAAGCACCACUGAGGGCAGGAGUUUUCAAAUGAGUUUUCAACCACUAGUGGUCUUUAGUGGUCAUAAACUCAGUAAGUCAGGACAGCAUUUUAAAAAAAGUCAUGAUAGACCAGAGUAGAAAAGUCACAGAGUAUCACAUGUAACAUUAUAAGGGUAAGUAUUGUUUUGUGCAACUUAUUAUUACAUGCAUUUGUUCAAAUUAUAACUGUAUGUAUGUGUGUGUUGGGUUGCUAUGUAUGCUUUUGUUUAAUGAAAGUUUACAGAGCAAAUUAGUUUCCCAUUCGAUAGUUUGUACAUAAAGUGUUCCGUGACAUUGGUUUCAUUCUCCACAAUGUGUCAGCAUUCUCUCCAUUUCCACCCUAGAGUCCCCGUUUCCUUUCAUUCUAAUUAUCUACUCCUUCCUGCCUUCUCACCUUUGCUUCUGGGCAAAUCUUGCCCUUUCGAUCCUGAAUAAUUGAUUGUUCUAUGGAGCGUAUUCCUCUCAGGUGUUAUUGUUUAUUUUAUGAGCCUGUCUAUGGUUUGGCUGACAGGUCUCUGGGAAUGGCGUCAGUUCUAGUUCAGAAGGGCGUCUGAAGGCAAUAGCCUCAGGGGUUCCUACAGUCUAUGUCCCGUCUUUUUCGUGAAUUUGAUUUUUUGUUCUACAAUUUUCCUCCUACUCUGUCCAGGAUCCUCUGUUGUGAUCCCAGUCAGAGCUAUUGAUGGUGGUAGCUGGGCAUCAUCUAGUUCUUCUGGCCUCGGGGUCAUGUAGGCUGUGGUUCAUGUGGUCCACUAGUCCUUUGGACUAAUUUCUCCCUUGAGUCUUUGAUUUUCUUCAGUUUCUUUUGCUCCAGAUGGGAAGAGACCAAUAGUUAGUUGUAUCUUAGAUAGCUGCUUGCAAGCUUUUAAAACCCCAGACUCUAUUCAUCAAAGUAGGAUGCAGAACUUUGUCUUUAUGAACUAUGUUGUGCCAGUUGGUGUAGAUGUCCCCCAAGUCUACGGUCCUUGGCCUUCGAGCCUAAGAACUUCAUCUCACAAGAUGUUUGGUACAACUUUUAUUGUGGGUUGUGGUUAAAAUAGUUUGGAAGCCACAGUGGUGUGACCCUAAUACUCCCCAACAUGUUUUUUUCCUUCUCAAAAUGGGCAACUGAGAGCUUGACAUAACUAAGGCCAUGAUGAACCUAUAAGUUCUUCCCCUUCCUCUGCCUGCCUCCUCCUUUGUAUACCUUUGUUAAUGACUUUGUUCUUUGAUCUGAUGCAAAUAACUUUGCUUUGUUCUGUCUGACCACCUGUGACAGGGAAACCAGAGACGGAUGUCUGACAUGUUUAUCUUUAGCCUGAUAAGGAGAUGUCUAGCAUGUAUCUCUUUAGUCUGAUAAAGAGUCUUUUGUCACUAUCUUGUGAUGAAUAACUCCUCAGGCCAUGCCAUAUGCAGGCUACAAAGACACUUCUAACCCUUGUGAAAAUUCUGUAUAAGCUGUAAUGUAAAAUUGUUUUUUGGGACUCCAUAGAGACAGUCUGUGUUGCUGGGGGGUCCCGCGAUGUAUACAUCUCCUGAAUACACUUUCUCACUCUUUUUGACUUGGACUGCUCCAGGGCCUGGACGCUAAUUGGGCAACAAUGAUCUGGAGCAUGCAUUUUUUUGGGGGGGAAAAAUUUAAACCUACAUUUCAAAGUUACAAGGAUAAUACAGUGAAUAUUUUGGCCAUUCACCUAGGUUCCCAAGAUGUUAACAUCUUACCAUAGUUGCUUUAUAUCUCUCUUUUUACAUAUUAUUAUUUCUUACUCACAAUUUGAGUUGGCUGCAAACAAACUGCACUAUAAAAGGGGCAAGGUGGGGAAACCCCACCUUUAUCACUAACUGCGUGGCAAGGAUCACCAUGAAUCCAAUUCCCAGUUAGAAGUGGAUCCAGUCCUCACCUUCCCAUAUUGCCAUUCCUCUCUCUAGCACCCUUGGACUAGGUCACAAGCUAGAAUGACACUCUCCUUCACCAACUGCCCCUGCAGCCUUUCUCUGACCACCAGGCACCCAGAGCUGAUCUACACAAAUUGACUCUGUACUGCCAGCCCUUGCUGGCUUAUUGCCCCUGUGGGUUUGUUAAUUCUCUAGAAUGGCUCACAAAACUCAUGGAGAAUGUUAUCUAUACUUAUAGUUAUCCAUUUGUUAUAACCAGAAAGAAUACAAGCUAAGAGGCACAUCAGGCAAGGUCUGGGAGAGGUCCCAGCACCGAGGCUUCCAAUUGUCCUCAUGGGUGUGCUGCUCCCUCUCCCAUACAUGAAUGUUCUCACCAAUUCACCAAUUCCCGAAACAUCAAAGAGCGCUCCAAGGUUCCAUGUCCUCUAGUCAUUGGGAACUCAAUGACUAUGCAUGCACAAUGAAUAUGCAUGAUGACUGCAUCAUGCCCCCUCCCUUCCUGAAGUUAGUUUGCCAGGCAUGGGGCCUGUGUAGCCCCUACUUGCUUGACUAUUUUAGAAAGACAAAGAGUACCUUAAUUGCUUGGGCUGUUUUCAGAAACCAGAUACUGAAGGUGAAAUCUAGCUCUUUGUCCCACAAUACAUCAGCGUGUAAUUACUAAGAGCAAGGACAUUCUCUCACCCACAAUACCAUUACCCAAAUCAGGAAAUUUAUCAUUGAUAGAAUACUAUUACUUAAAAUAUACUGUAAUUGAAAUUUUAACAGUUGUCAAGAUAAAAAGGAAACCUUGGUGGUAUAGUGGUUAAGAGCUGCGUCUGCUAACCAAAAGGUUGGAAGUUUGAAUCCACCAGGCACUCCUUAAAAACCUUAUGGGGCAGUUUUACUCUCUCCUAUAGGGUCUCUAUGGGUUGGAGUAGACUCGAAGGCAGCAGGUUUGGUUUGGUUUAUGGGUGGAAAAUGAGAUUCCUAGGUUGUAGCCUUGCUUACAUUUUAUCACAUUACUAAAACUUAAGUCUGUCGAUUGGUUUUAAUGUUUCAAAGUGAAUUAGCUCUCCAAAUGUCUUACUUUUCAAAUGUGAGAAUCAGAUGAGGUCAGAAAUGAUGUUUGUUUGAACAGUGUGUUGUGGCCAUGGUAACUGAGGGAGGAUCAGGAGAAUCCCAGAGAACAGAUCGCUGCACUUGUGUAACCAUGGAAGUCCACAGCACAGACUUGCAGCCCGGGUUACUGAGGAACAAGACAAUGCCCGGAGAGGAAUAGCCUUCCUUUCGUUUGUAGUGGGUUCAUGAGAAUCAGCUUCAAAAUGCUGCUCCCGUUCUGCCUGGGUAGUUAGAUGGCCAGCUUUUUAAUGAACAUUUAUUUGGCUGAACGUUUUUGAACAAGUGUCAACACUGAAAUAGCCUCCAGGGAGACAGAUUUUUAUAGAGCUAACCAGCCCAGCAGAAUUGUGGGAAUGUGGGUGCUGCAGACUGACAAAUAAAUGCAGAGUUGCCUGGAAUGAGUUCCUGGUGAAUUGUGGCUCGAAGAUCUCAUGAGAGAACAAGAAAUGAAGAGUUCCCAUGUUGAGCAUGAAAUCUCUCACCCCAGGAUUGCCUGAUUAGUACCUUGGGAAAUAUUGGCUACCAUGGAUUCUGCUAAGCAAAACUUUGUGUACCAGUCAGGAUGGGCCAUAUUAUGCUGUAGUAACAAACAACUCCCAAACCUCAGUGGCUUACUGAGGUUUCUUUCUUCCUCAUGCUACAUGUCCAUUGGGGGUCAUUAGGGGGGCUCUGCUCAUUGCAGCUCCUCAGGGACCCAGGCUGAUGAAGGAGCUACUACUUUAGGACAUUGCUGUCUACAGACAAGGUUCCAGGGAUUGUUGCAACAGAAGAGAGCCUGGGAGGAUCAUGUAUCACUCUUAAAUCCUUCCAUCCAGAUCUAACUCACGUCACCUUUCACAUUUCAUUGGCUAAAAAAGACAUGUGGUCACACUUAACUUCACACAGGCAGAGAAGAAUGGUCCCUCUUUGUUCCCAGGGGAGGAGAACUGGGAAUAUUCAUCUUAAUGCUCCAAAGCACUAAACCAAACCCGUUGCCGUUGAUUCUGACUCAUGGUGACCCUAUAGGGCAGGGUAGAACUGCCCAGUACAGUUCUCAAGGAGCGCCUGGUGGAUUCGAACUGCCAACAUUUUGGUUAGCAGCUGUAGCACUUAACCAGUCCACCACCAGGUUUCCCCAAAGCACUAAACCAAAAAAAAACCCACUGCCGUCAAGUCAGUUCCGACUCAUAGUGACCCCAAGCACUAAAAAAAAAAAAAUUAGUGGCUCACCUUCUAGAAUCAAGCCUGGACUCUCAGACCUGUCAGAAGAACUAGACUUUAGGGGGAAAUCUGGGGAGAUUCACCAGCCCCGAUUGUUCUCUCUCCCCAGCACCCCAACUAGGCUUCUGAACACAAUAUAGGCUUUGGCCAACAGGAAUGCUAUGGCCUCAUUAUAGUGGUUCUUUCAAAAAGGUGGAGAGAAAUUGCAGAGACAAAAGGGUCAUAUUUUCACCUUUAAAAAGUGUUUUCCAUGUAAAUGUAAAAAAAAUUUUUUUUUAGCUGAAAGUACAAUAUUCAAAUUCCAGAAGUUUGAUUGCUAGAAAAUAGUCCCUCUCCAGGGAAAUAGGGAAAUAAAGCACCCAGGCUGUUUCUGAGAAGUCUCCUGGGGUGAUUUCACACACACACACAAAAAAAACACAAGGAUGGUGAAAAGUCCUCGGGGCCACCCAUCUUUUUGUCAGGCCGCCACAAUGCUGCCCUCUAGAGGAUACUGCCUGCUGGGCGCAGCUGCCCUCUGCUGUUGGUCCCCUAUGCAGUCCUCACCCUGACCUCAAGGGAAGGGAUCUUGCUCUUCCCUUUGCUCCUCAGGCCCAAGGGCAGUUUAGGCCCUUCCACACAACCUUUGACAGCAGGAGGGAACAACAGGCUGAGAAGUGAGUGAGACUUUAAAGAAGGGUUGGGUCUAAUGGAAGAGAAGUAAGAAAAGACAAACACCUGCCUACUUGUGAACGUGGCUGUUGGCAGAACCCCCAGGCCUAUAUCCCCUCAGGGUCCAUUGAGUCUGGGCUGGUCUAACUAUCCCCCCUGCCCA